Molecule: messenger RNA, 220 nt
Organism: Closterium sp. Naga37s-1
Lineage: Eukaryota; Viridiplantae; Streptophyta; Zygnematophyceae; Desmidiales; Closteriaceae
Source: the annotation of a GenBank genome assembly
UAACCAUUGGAGUUUGGUCAUCCUGGACAACGACCGCUCGCCCACACUGCCACGCAGCCCCACCCGAAUCCUACAUGCCGACUCCCUGUCCCGGCACACAAAAUUCGAAGCACCAUUGCGGCAGUACCUGCGGCAGCAGCUCCGAGAGUCGAUGCCAAGCGUGGUGUCUGAGGCAGAUGCAGACGACUGGAUUGCUCGCGUGCCUUUAGUCAAAAUUCAG